Messenger RNA from Carassius carassius (crucian carp), 1692 nucleotides. Its product is annotated as mucin-12-like. The transcript is spliced from 4 exons. The coding region runs from base 79 to 1692 and encodes 537 amino acids. Lineage: Eukaryota; Metazoa; Chordata; Actinopteri; Cypriniformes; Cyprinidae. The record is from RefSeq and is a predicted model, not a curated record.
GUUUGGAUUUGUUGGUUCUGUGUGGUGGUUUGAUAACGUGAACAUUGGGUUUUUGGGGUACUUGUGGGUUUUUUGGCUAUGGAUCAAGGUUGGAAAAGGUUACCCUUGCUACUAGUCGUCUUGUUUUGGAGGAAUGCUGAUGGACUUAAAAGUGGCGCAUAUUCAGAUGCCCAUCGUGGGUGGGGUCAGCCUUCUGAUGCUCGUUCCCAUCAUGCAGUCCAGUCUUCCAUGUCAGAGGUCCAUGUGACUAGGACUUUGCCUGUUGAAGAAGUGGGCUCCAGAUUGUUCCCUGCUAAGCCCCUGAAAAGCAAGUCGAAAUGGAAUCUACCUCAGUUUGUCAAAGGUGGUUCCAGCAGUUAUCCGUCAAUGUCCCAUGCCCAAACUGCUCCAAGCAGCUCUGUCUCAGUUUCCUUGCCUCUGUCCCGGAAUCAACAGUCUUCAAGCAGUUUAGCGUUCUCUGGAUCAACUGUUCCAGGUGUUGCUGGGGGACUACGUUUGGAGACCCAAUAUGCUGCAAGUGGUUCUGGACCAGUUUCUACCCUAAGAGAGAGUAGUAGCUAUCCUGCCCAGCUUGGUGUUUCUGGCCAAUCCACCAGUGAUGCUUUGCAUGUGUCAAGCUCCCAAGAAACCCAAAGUGCUUUCAGUCAGUCCACCAGUGUCUUGAGUUCCCAGAAGCAAUAUAGUGCUGCCUCCCAGGUCAGCUCUGGGGCUCAGCUUGGGGCCUCUACUGGUUUGCUCCCGCAGAGAAUGAGCAGCUCUUUCAGUGGUUCUGUCCAGUCUCCAGGUACCACAAGUCAGUUUGCCCUUGGGUCUUCCCCAUAUGCUGCAAGUGUGUCACUGUCCUCCCCACAAGCUGGUCCAUCUACUGUUCCGGGUCCUCAGAAGCAGCUGACCUCUACCUACACUGGCAGCUCUGGCACCCAGGCAGGAUCCUCUACUCUCUUCACCCUGCAUGGAAGCCCUGCUUAUGGAUCACGUCAGCCUCAAGGUACCACAAGUCUGUCUGCCCCUGUGUCUCCAUCCUCAUAUCCAGGUUUAUCCCACUCCUCACCCCAAGGUGUUGCCAGUCAAUCUAGUUCACAGAAGCGGCUUACCUCCAUCUACCAGGUCAGCUCUGAGGCUCAGCUUGGGGCCUCUACUGGUGUGCACCCUCAGAGAAUGAGCAGCUCUUCCAGUGGUUCUGUCCAGUCUCCAGGUACCACAAGUCUGUCUGCCCCUGGGUCUCCAUCCUCAUAUCCAGGUUUAUCCCAGUCCUCACCCCAAGGUGUUGCCAGUCAAUCUAGUUCACAGAAGCGGCUUACCUCCAUCUACCAGAUGAGCUCUGGGGCUCAGCUUGGGGCCUCUACUGGUGUGCACCCUCAGAGAAUGAGCAGCUCUUCCAGUGGUUCUGUCCAGUCUCCAGGUACCAAAAGUCAGUUUGCCCUUGGGUCUUCCCCAUAUGCUGCAAGUGUGUCACUGUCCUCCCCACAAGCUGGUCCAUCUACUGUUCCGGGUCCUCAGAAGCCGCUGACCUCUACCUACACUGGCAGCUCUGGCACCCAGGCAGGAUCCUCUACUCUCUUCACCCUGCAUGGAAGCCCUGCUUAUGGAUCACGUCAGCCUCAAGUUCACAGAAGCGGCUUACCUCCAUCUACCAGGUCAGCUCUGGGGCUCAGCUUGGGGCCUCUACUGGUGUGCGCCCUCAGAGAAUGA